AAGUGCUUUGAGUUAGGGGUGGGCACUGUAAUGCCACGUUGAUGGAGACCACGGUGGUGGGGACGUGGAAUUUCAGCAGGCUGCAGUUGGGUCCAGUAGCUAGCUAAUGUUAGCUAGCUAAUAAUAAAGCAUUGCAACCAAGAAAGGGGAUCUCAAUUGGCUAACAAUCAAAUAUACUUUAUUAGACCUUAUUAAUAUUUGGGUUGAGUAAACAAAGCAGCGAAUUGGUAAGGAUGAAGCUAAAAGAGAUAAAUCGCACUGCAAUACAGGCCUGGAGCCCAGCACAGCAACACCCUGUCUAUCUGGCUGCUGGCACAUCUGCCCAACAGCUGGAUGCCACCUUCAGCACCAGCGCCUCCCUGGAGAUCUUUGAGCUGGAUCUGGCAGAGCCCACGCUGAGCAUGAAAUCCUGCGGCACCUUCUCCUCCUCUCACAGGUACCACAAACUGGUGUGGGGUCCCCAUGGAAUGGACUCACAGGGUCACCCGUCGGGGGUCCUCAUUGCCGGAGGAGAGAAUGGCAGCCUCAUCCUCUACGACCCCGCAAAGAUAAUUGCAGGGGACAGCGAUGUGAUCAUCUCACAGAACGACAAGCACACAGGGCCAGUACGGGCCCUCGACGUCAACCCAUUUCAGACAAACCUGGUUGCUUCAGGAGGCAAUGAGUCAGAAAUCUACAUCUGGGACCUGAACAACAUUAGCUCUCCAAUGACACCUGGGCCGAAAACUCAGCCCCUGGAGGACAUCAGCUGUGUGGCCUGGAACAGACAGGUACAGCACAUCCUGGCUUCCGCCAGUCCCAGCGGCCGCGCCUCAGUCUGGGACCUAAGGAAGAAUGACCUCAUCAUCAAAGUCAGUGACCACAGUAACAGGAUGCACUGCUCCGGGCUGGCCUGGAACCCGGAGGUGGCUACGCAGCUGGUGCUGGCCUCUGAGGACGACCGUAUGCCCGUCAUCCAGAUGUGGGACCUGCGCUUCGCUACCUCCCCCCUCAAAGUCCUGGAGAACCACACCAGGGGCAUCUUGGCCAUUGCGUGGAGUCUGGCUGAUCCUGAGCUGCUUCUGAGCUGUGGGAAGGACAACAGGAUCCUGUGUUGGAAUCCCAACACUGGCGAGGUGCUGUAUGAGCUUCCCACUAGCACUCAGUGGUGCUUCGACAUCCAGUGGUGCCCGAGGAACCCUGCUGUGCUCUCCGCCGCCGCCUUUGAUGGACACAUCAGCAUCUACUCCAUCAUGGGCGGUAGCAACCAGAAUCAAAUUCAGCAACCAGUAGAUCAGAUCAGUGCCUCUUUUGGGAACAUGGACCCCUUUGGGAUGGGACAAGCCCUGCCCCCUCUCCAGCUACCCCAAUCCAGUGCCCCCCAAACCACCAUAACACCCCUAAAGAAACCUCCCAAGUGGAUCCGCAGGCCUGUUGGGGCCUCGUUUGCUUUUGGGGGAAAACUGGUCUCCCUGGAGAACGUCAAGCCAACACCCCAGCAGCCACAGCAGCCCACUCUCCACAUUGUUCAUGUUAGCCAGGUUGUCACGGAAACAGACUUCCUCGACCGCUCCAGCAAGCUGCAGGCCACCAUGACAGCUGGAAAUUUUGUGGACUUCUGCCAGUCAAAAAUCGAGGCUGCCCAGAGCGAGUUUGAAAGGACCCUGUGGUCUUUCUUAAAGGUCAAUUUUGAGGACGACACACGUGGAAAAUACUUGGAACUUUUGGGAUAUAAGAAAGAGGAACUUGCUUUAAAGAUUGAAGCAGCACUCCAGAAAGAAGAUAUUACACCAGAGGAGCCCGUUUCUGCUCCUGAUGCUGAACCUCAGCCUGUGCCCGUCCUUGAACCUCAGCCUGCCCUCCAGCCCAUUUCUGAGCCCCCGCCCGCUCUCGACCUUCAGCCCGGACCGGAGCUUGAGCUUAAAGUUGCGGGUGACCCUCUACUUGAGCCCCAGUCCCCGCCCGCUGAGCUUUCUCCAGAACCCGCGCUUGUCCUUCAACCUGAGCUAACACCCGAGGCGCCGCUUGACAUUACGCCUGUGCCACAGCCCGAGCUUGUUUCUCAGCCACUCCUCGAUGUCGUACCUGAGUCACAGGUUCAGUUUAAACCUGAACCACCGUUUGAUGUCAUACCAGGAGCACAGCUUGACCAUGUACCUGAACUGCAGCUUGACGUUAUACCGGAAGCUCAGCCUUGCAUUAUUCCCCAACCUCAGAUUGACAUUAUUCCAGAAGCUCGGCUUGAUGAUAAACCUGAAGCCCAGCCAUGCAUUUUACCAGAAGUUCAGUUUGAUGCUAUACCUGAAGCUCAGCCAAGCAUUUUACCAGAAGUUCAGUUUGAUGCUAUACCUGAAGCUCAGCCAAGCAUUUUACCAGAAGUUCAGUUUGAUGCUAUACCUGAAGCUCAGCCUUGCAUUUUACCUGAAGCUCAGUUUGAUGCUAUACCUGAAGUUCAGCCUUGCAUUUUACCUGAAGCUCAGUUUGAUGCUAUACCUGAAGCUCAGCCUUGCAUUUUACCUGAAGCUCAGUUUGAUGCUAUACCUGACGCCCAGCCUUUGAUUAUGCCUGAACCUCAGCUUGGCCCUCUGUCCCAGCCGCCGAUUGAUGUUUUGGCUCAGCCGCAGCUGCUUGCCGUUAUGCCUGAACCGCAGAUUCAUUUUCCACCUGAGCCUCAGCUUGGCGUACCCGAACCAUACCAACAUCCUCUUCCUGAACCACAGUUUGACCUUAUACCUGACUCCCAUUUUGGCCUCAUUCCUGACCCUCACUUCAACACUGCGCAGUUUGCCCCUAUACCUGACCCUCAGUUUGACCCUAUACAAAUGCAGUUUGACCCUAUACAAACACAAUUUGACACUAUACAAACACAGCAGUUUGACACAAUACAAACACAACAGUUUGACUCUAUUCCUGUACAACAGGUUGACUCUAUACCUGUACAGCAGGUUGAACAUGUACCUGCACCACAGGUUGACUCUAUACCUGUACAGCAGGUUGAACCUGUAACUGCACCACAGGUUGACCCUAUACCUGAACCCCAGGCUGAUGUUGAACCCGAACCUCAGCUUGACCUUAAACCUCCAGUUGACCUCACAUCUGAACCCCAGCUCGAUCUGGAACCUGAAGCGGAACCUGAAGCUGAACCGGAGAUUGACUUGGGGUCUGAGGAGAUCACUAAUGCGGAACCUGCUCUUCAAGAGGAAGAGGUCAAUCUGAAUGAGAUGGAAGAGAAAGAAGCCGAUGAAGGAGAAGUCUGUGUGGAGGCCACAGAUGCAAUUAACCUCAAAGUCACUGAAGGCGUGGACGGACUGAUAACCGAGGCCUUGCUUACCGGGGAUUUUGAGAGUGCCGUGGAGCUCUGUCUCCAUGACAACCGCAUGGCAGACAGCAUCAUCCUGGCCAUUGCGGGGGGACCAGAGCUGCUGGAGAAGACUCAGAAGAAGUACUUUGAGAAGACAAGCAGCAGAAUCACCAAGCUGAUCAGCGCCGUGGUUACCAACGAUUGGCGGGACAUCCUGGAGACGUGCGACCUGCAGAAUUGGAAGGAGGCGCUGGCGGCGGUGCUGACCUAUGCAAGCCCAGAGGAGUUCUCCGCUCUGUGUGACCUGCUCGGGUCUCGUCUGGAGGCGGACGCCGAUCUGCAGCCCCAGGCCUGCCUGUGCUACGUCUGCGCUGGUAACGUGGAGAAGCUGGUGGCGUGCUGGGCCAGAGCACAGGAGAGCCACUCCCCCCUUUCUCUGCAGGACCUGGUGGAGAAGGUGGUGGUGCUGCGGAAGGCCGUGGAGCAGACGCAGGGCGCCAGCCCUGUGGUGGUGGGUACCCUCCUGGCCGAGAAGAUGAGCCAGUACGCCGGCCUGCUGGCAUCACAGGGCAGCCUGCUCACCGCCAUGGCCUACCUGCCUGAAAACAGCGACCAGGUAGCCAUUCAGCUCUUGCGGGAGCGUCUACGCAGAGCCCUGGGAGAGGAGACAGCCACGCCCACCCUGCCUGCCGCCCCAGGCCCCGCCCAGCCUGCCCCGCCCUCCCAACCCGCCCAGCCGUCGGCCCCGGUGGCCGCCCCAGCCGUGCAGGCCUAUGCCCCAGUCCAGCCCCCCCAUACCCCCCACCCCCCUCAGCCCACUCAUGUGCCGACAGCUCCACCUCAGUAUUACCAGCAGGUUAGGUCUGCCUCUACUAUCACAUCCUGGAGUAACCAAACCCCCACAGCUCUUCCCAGUAUCCCUGCUCCGGUAGGCCCCGCCUCAGAUCCGCAGGCUCCGGGCCAGGCAGAACCUGCACCCCCGGGGUUUGUGCUGCAGCCCCAGGCCGCCCCCCCUGUGCCGGCCUCCAGCGGCGCGGGAUACCCGUACUCCCAGCAGUACCCCCACCCUUACCCCCAGAUCCAGCAUUACGUCCCUGGAGCUGGGGGACCAGCUAUCUAUCAGCCUCACCAGUACACAGCUGCCGCACAUCCUCAUCUUCCUCCCUCCUCUUCCUCCCCUGUGGCUGCCUAUCCACCCUACAUGCACCCACCCACCUCCCACCCUCCCCAUCCAGUCUUUCCCUCUCCGGGGGUGUCCGGUGGGCCCUCUCCUCUCGCUCAUCAUCCUCCUCCUCCUCCGACCUCGUCCUUCUCUCCUCCGACCUCGUCCUUCUCUCCUCCUCCUCUGUCCUCCGGAGCCUCCUUUCAGCACAGCGGGCCCGGAGCGCCCGCCUCCUACCUGCCUCCUCCGCCCACAGGACCAACAGGUACAGAGCCUGAGCCCAACCUGGUGCCCGCCUCACAGAGAACAGGGGGAAUGAAUGGCCAAGACACAGCUGGUUUUAUGGAAGGGCCUCAGAACGGUUGGAACGAUCCUCCUGCUUUGAGCCGGGUGGCAAAGAAGAAGAAGGUCCCAGAGAACUACACCCCCCCUGCCCCGAUCACUGCGCCAAUCAUGGCCCCCCUGGGAGACCCCCAGGCACAAGCGCAGGUGCAGGCUCCACCCACGCUGCAGCCCCAGCAGCUCCCCACAGGCCAGCCUGGGGUGCAGGCCCCUUACCCCGGCCACCAGCAGCCCCUUGCCCCGCCCCCUAGGCAGCCCACCAUGCCGAAGGCGAACGUUGAAGGUGCACCAGGAGCUCCUAUUGGAGACAUCAUUCAGCCCGUGCAGGCCAUGCCUGCGGAGAAGAUCACCAAGAAGCCCAUUCCGGAGGAGCACCUCGUCCUGAAGACCACAUUUGAAGGGCUGAUUCAGAAAUGCCUGGCUGCUGCCACUGACCCGCAAACCAAGAGGAAGCUGGACGAUGCCAACAAACGCCUGGAAUUACUGUACGAUAAACUACGAGAGAAAACUCUCUCCCCGGCGAUCGUGGGCGGCCUGCACAACAUGGCGCGGAGCAUCGAGGCGCGCUCCUACGCGGACAGCUUGAACAUCCACACCCACAUCGUUAGCAACAGCAACUUCAGCGAGACGUCCGCGUUCAUGCCAGUGCUGAAGGUGGUUCUCACGCAGGCCAACAAGCUGGGGGUGUGACUGGGAGGGGCCUGCCCCUGGCACACUCAUGAUGCCAUCAGAAUCACUACGACUGCAACGUUCAUACCGGGACAUAGGACCAAACAGUGUUGCUUUUGCCAUCUCAUCAUUGCUGAAAUUAACGUUGGUGCGGCCCAUCUUUUUUCUUUUUAGAUUUUUUGUCUUGUUCUCCGUAAUUUUUUAAUUCUUUGUUUUAAAAAAAAACAAAAAACUUUUAAUCAUGAAAUCCAGACAGAGCAGAGUGCAAUGAGAACUUUUUUUGAACUUAAGUUUUUAAUCAGAAUUAUCCUAUUAAAGAUAAUACAUGCUUUUGAUGAUGGAUCGUUGGCAGGGAAACGCCAAAGUGUCACAGAAAUCUGUUCAGUGUUUAUCUGGAUGCCAGGUUAAAUAGGAGGGAUGGAUUGUCCUUGACGUGCCCUACGGAUGUCAUUUGAACAUGUUUAUCUAUGUUUUUUCUUUCUCUUCAUUAUGUCUUUUUUGCUUCCUAUCUCUCUUUUUUAAAUAGAAAGUAAGAGGAAACUUCCCUUAUUCUGUCACAAAUGUCUCAUGUCAUCAAUGAAAUAGGAAAUUUAAGACCAACAACAUGCAAUAUUUUCAAUAAAUAGUAUUUAUUUAAAAACGUGGUUGUAUUGCAUUAACACAGAUUUCUCUGUGAUACAUUGAACUGAAUACUAAACAAGAUGUUGAAUGUGCAUAUCAGACUUAGCCUUCCCACUUCUAAAGCUGUUAGCCAGUCAUUUCGAAACAAUAGGGUUAGAAAUCUCCCCAGACAGUGGCCGCACUCCCUGGAUAGAGAAAUAUGUCCCAUGUUCAGGUUUCAAAAGGGUUUUUUGUUUUGUUUUAUACUUUGUCAUUGAUCUUGAAACUGUACUUCAAGCCGACCUCACAUAUCUCUCUCAGGUGUUUGUGGGUUGUUGUAUGACUCCUACAGGAUUGUUUUAAUGAGCAAUGGCUGCUUGUGGAUGAUAAUUGCCUAUGUUGUCUGACGGACCCAAGUAAUGAUCACAAAGCAUGAACCUGUUCAUUCGGUAGAUUCAAAGGUAGAUGAAAAUGAUGGAUGCGAGAUCAACACCAUCUUAGGAAAAUAAAGGGAAUUGUUUGGAUUUUU
Molecule: messenger RNA, 6582 nt
Organism: Anguilla rostrata (American eel)
Lineage: Eukaryota; Metazoa; Chordata; Actinopteri; Anguilliformes; Anguillidae
Gene: sec31a
Product: SEC31 homolog A, COPII coat complex component
Exons: 29
Coding region: 234-5474 (1746 amino acids)
Biological process (GO): endoplasmic reticulum organization; intracellular protein transport; COPII-coated vesicle cargo loading
Cellular component (GO): endoplasmic reticulum exit site; COPII vesicle coat
Molecular function (GO): structural molecule activity; protein binding
Source: RefSeq, a predicted model, not a curated record